AGUUUUGACAGUUCGGAAAUAAAGGAAAAAUAAUUUGCAGUGUGUUAAUCUCUCGUCACAACGAAAUUCAUUCAGGUGCUUAGAACAAUCGAUCUCUGAAAUAUUUACAUAAUUUAAGUGAUUCGGUACGACACGAUUUGAAUCGAAAUGGAGAUCGACGAUAUCCCACGGCUGCCUGUUAACACAGAGACCCACAAAUUUAACGAUUGGAUUAUUGUUUAUCACAAGUCCCACAUAUUGAAAAGUAUGUGCCCAAAUAAUCAUAAGUGUAUCAAAGAUGAUGAUUCUGGCAACUGUUGCGAACUGUGCUUCUAUGAACAUACAUUGGAAUUGCCACACUUACCGGAGAUGGUGUUUUCUAAGAACAAACUCACAUUAACUCAUAAAAAUGGUGCCAAAAUCGAAUUUAAUCCGUUGGAUGCAUUGGCGAGAGUGGCAAAUCGAGGUAAAUCAACGAUUCGUGUGGCUUGUGCCGAAGAAUGGAAAAGUAGCCGCGGCGAAUCGGCCAAUCUGCAAGAAGUCAAACCAUUCGAUUGGAGCUUCACAACCGACUACGAGGGUACAUUCAAUGAAAAAAUUCGAUGCGAAGACACUGACGCCAAACUUGAUAUUUUCAAAUUGAUGCGAAAGGAACACAUUCUCUUCUAUCACGAUCUCAGCUUGUUUGAGGAUGAACUACACGACCAUGGCAUCGCUUCAUGCUCCGUUAAAAUUCGUGUGAUGCCAUCCGGAUUUUUCAUAUUGCUGUCAUACUUUCUGCGAGUUGACGGUGUACUGAUUCGAAUGAACGGCACCAGAUUUCAUUAUGAAACGGGAAACGACUACAUUCUGAAGGAGUACACAUCAAGAGAAGCCAAAUUUGAAACCAUCAAACAUAUCCCACCAGCGGUCUAUACAACACCAAGUGAAAUCGAAAAACAUUUAUCAAUCACUCUUAAGAAAACGCAAAAGAUGUUCUUCGAUUAGAUCGAUUCAAGUUGAAUUGUAUUCCAUUAUCAUUAUUGAAACAAGCUGGAUUUUUAAAUGAAUUAAAGCUCAUAACAUUUAGAUGGAGUA
Molecule: messenger RNA, 1056 nt
Organism: Sitodiplosis mosellana (orange wheat blossom midge)
Lineage: Eukaryota; Metazoa; Arthropoda; Insecta; Diptera; Cecidomyiidae
Product: TIP41-like protein
Exons: 5
Coding region: 148-966 (272 amino acids)
Biological process (GO): TOR signaling
Cellular component (GO): cytosol
Source: RefSeq, a predicted model, not a curated record